Molecule: messenger RNA, 2172 nt
Organism: Nasonia vitripennis (jewel wasp)
Lineage: Eukaryota; Metazoa; Arthropoda; Insecta; Hymenoptera; Pteromalidae
Exons: 3
Coding region: 1-2172 (723 amino acids)
Molecular function (GO): nucleic acid binding; RNA-DNA hybrid ribonuclease activity
Source: RefSeq, a predicted model, not a curated record
AUGCACCAAUUCAUCUCAGACUUUUGCCCGCAAACAGCUUCUUAUAAUCAACCCCCAGGAUCUAUCGAAAACAUAGAGGCCGAAAUAAAUAGUGACAUCGACAGUCCAUUUAAUUUAAAAGAACUGACAAUAGCGAUUGAGUCAUGCAACAAAAAAUCUAGCCCUGGGUUAGACCAAAUAGACAACAUUAUGCUCAACAACACUCCAAACAACUAUAGAGCGCUGCUUUUACACACCAUAAAUGAUAUAAUUGCCAGCGGAAGGUUUCCACGAGAGUGGAAAGAAUUCCUGGUAAUGCUACUACCCAAAAAAGAAAAAAAUAAAUUCAGACCUAUCACAUUAGCUUCAUUGGGACCCUUCUACAGACACAUUGGAGUCCCCCAAGGCUGCGUUCUAAGCCCGACCCUCUACCUCAUUUAUGUUAUCUAUCUCAACCGACACAUUAAUCCUAAAAACAAUAUCAUACAAUUCGCAGACGACACAAUAAUAUUUACAAACAAUAAAUCUGUAGAAGAAGGCCUAGCUACAUUACAAAACAACACAAGUGAGAUUAUCAACUUUUUCCAAUCCAUAGGACUAGAUAUAGCUCCGAAUAAAACACAAUUGAUCAUCUUCUCCAACAAAAAUAUAGAUCCCAACAUAUCUAUCACCAUAAAUGGACAUAAAAUUAAAAAUGAACAAGCUGUUAAAUACCUUGGAGUAUGGCUCGACUCCAAACUAAACUGGAAUACACACGCACAAAAUCUUAUUGAAAAAAUACAAAAAACUAUAAAUAUUAUAAAAGUCUUGAGAACGACUUGGUGGGGAGGACAUCCUCAAGUACUCCUCAAUGUCUAUAAAGGUUUGAUUAGAAGCAUCACCGAUUAUAACUGUUUCUGUAUAAAUAUCAAGAAUCCAAAACUAAGAGAAAAAAUCAACAAGCUACAAUACAAAGCAAUCAGAUUGGCACUAGGAUAUAGAAACUCUACACCUAUCAAUGUCAUGCUGGCAGAAUCCAAAGAAGUCCCCAUAACAACCAGAACGGAGUACUUAGCAGACAAACUAGCGGUCAAGAUCAUAUCAAUAGAAUCAGAUAGACUUUCUAACAUGCUCUGCGAAUUAUUUGUCCUAGCAAGAAAUAAAAACAAAAUUUUCACCGUAAGCUCUUUCCCUUUAUUCAAAUCAUUUAUACACUACUUUUAUCACAGAGGUCACUUUAUCAAAAAAUUUAACUUACCACUUCCUUACCCAUACAAGCUUGAAACAAUGCUAAAUGACAAAGAGGACGAGAUCAUCUCAAUAAAAGAAGGUUCUAUCAUACAAAAAUCAGAAAACCCCAAUACUGCAUUUGAGGAGAUGUUUUAUAAUAACCCAUCCGAAGAAACGGUUGACUUUUUUACUGACGGUUCUAAAACAGAAGACAAAAAUCACACAGGAGCAGCAAUUUAUUCACCAUACAAUAAUCUCGAAAAAAAAUUCAAAUUCAACAAAAUUGCAUCCAUAUUUACAGCUGAAGCAUUUGCUAUUUUACAAACACUGAAAAUAGUACUAAACAAAAAUAUAAAAACUUCCAGAAUUUUUACUGAUUCCCAGUCAGUCCUACAAGCGAUUAAAUAUUUCUCCCCACUAAAAACAAAAAAUAUGUCUUAUCUUAUUCUAGACAUAAAAAACCUAUUAUACGAGAUUAUAAACAAAAAACUAAAACUGAAAAUUUACUGGAUACCCGCUCAUAAAAACAUUACAAAUAACGAAAUAGUAGACAAAUUAGCUAAAGAUGCCAUUACAACAGGUGAUCAAGUUGACCUAAAACUUCCAUACACUGAUAUGUUUGAAGAAAUCAAAAAAAAGGAACACAAAAGCUUCAGAAAAAAACUAGACCACGAAAAAACAUACAAGGGUAAACUAUACUUCGAAAAUUAUUAUGAAGAUACUCCAAAACCCUGGUUUUAUAAAACCAUUGCUAACAGAUAUCAUAUAACAACAAUUAACAGAAUUCGUUCAAACCACUACUCUCUAGCAGAGAGUCUAUUCAGGAAAAACCUAACCGACUCAGAAGAAUGCAAAUGCGGAUUCCUCACAGAAGAUUUAGAUCACGUUAUAAAUGAAUACUUGAAAAAAACAUUUAAAAUGCCUAACAGCAUAGAAGCAAAAUUUCUAACAGAAUUUUUCAAAGCCUGUAAUUUAGCUUUAUAA